AUGUCCCGCACGAGACAGCAACUGAUUAAAAAUGCACCACUUCAAAACGAAGCGGAUUCGGCAUCGUCGACGCUCGCGCACACUGCUUCCAGUCUCGUCACGAACUUGCCCUCGGGUGGACAUUGGACCGUAUUUAAACGUGGAAAUAGUGACUCUUUACCAGAUUGCUAUAUUGUAAAUUUAAAAGAAAAGAAAUUCUACGUAAUGAGAGUAGAAGAUACAGCAACUGAAGGCAUUCGAGGGUGGGAAUGCACACCAACAGGAGAACCAGCACCUCGAGAUGUAGCAUCAAAUCCAACUUACUCUGUCGGUUGCUUGCCUGAAUGGGUCACUAAAGGUUGGAGACGAAACACUCUAUACGGAAUUGUAAUAUUUUUAAUGGUGCUUGUAUUUUUAAAUAUUGCACUAACGCUGUGGGUCAUCAGCUCAUUAAAUUUAACAGCGAGAGGAAUUGGUCCUAUAACUAUAGUGAAGGAUGGUAUCCGCCUAGAUGGACAAGCGUGGAUGGUAGACAGACUCGUUGCAUCGACAAUAUCUUCACAGCCCGUUCAGUCUAUCACCUUAAACUCUUACCGUAACUUCACCAUCCUUGUCUCGGAUCCCGACCAUGAAGAACACACUAAACUAUUAAUAAAAAGAGAUAGUGUAGAAUGUAGUGGUCGCGUGUUUGAAGUGCGCGAUGCUAAAGGAAAUGACGUAUUUUACGCAUCUCGCGAAGAGGUGCGUGUCUUUGCGGAAGCUCUAGCGGUAGACGGCACAGGAGGUAUCAACGUGAAAAGUGCAGUCCAAGCACCAGUAGUACGUGCCCCGCCUGGUUCUGACUUACAAUUAGAAUCUCUGACACGACGGCUUGACUUGAGGGCACCACAAUCUAUAUUUUUGGAAAGUAGAGCAGGCAGCAUCGACGUAACUUCACAUAGCAACAUUAAGCUAAACUCCAUAGUUGGAGGGAUAAAAAUUGAUGCUCCUAAUAUUAUACUUAAUAAUCUAAAAGUGGCGUCAACGACCGAAAGUCCACAGAAAUAUGUGAGAGGAAAGAAAGUCUACCAAUUGUGCGCCUGCGCUUCGGGAAAAUUGUUUUUAGCAGCACCAGAUGCAAUAUGUACUAUGCAAGAUAACGAUAUAGAAUUAUGCCGA
Messenger RNA from Brenthis ino (lesser marbled fritillary), 1137 nucleotides. The record is from the annotation of a GenBank genome assembly. Lineage: Eukaryota; Metazoa; Arthropoda; Insecta; Lepidoptera; Nymphalidae.